This is a messenger RNA of Papaver somniferum (opium poppy), 642 nucleotides long. Its product is annotated as 50S ribosomal protein 6, chloroplastic-like. The transcript has a single exon. Gene Ontology annotation, cellular component: chloroplast; ribosome. Gene Ontology annotation, molecular function: rRNA binding; structural constituent of ribosome. The coding region runs from base 93 to 455 and encodes 120 amino acids. The record is from RefSeq and is a predicted model, not a curated record. NCBI's taxonomy places the organism in Eukaryota, Viridiplantae, Streptophyta, Magnoliopsida, Ranunculales, Papaveraceae. Gene Ontology annotation, biological process: translation.
GGCUGAUAAAAGUAGUGAAAAGAUAAAAAGAUUGACAAGGGAAGAAGAACAAGACAGGAACAUAUUGAGUGAGUUCGGGACACAGAGCAAAAAUGUCAAUUUGUUCAGGAAUCUUCGGUACAAGAUUGGGGUCUGUGGUAUUGCCUAAGCAGCAGCAGCAAUCCAACUACUCAACAAUUGGUGAUGUUGGUGUUAACAAUGGUCUAAUGAUGAUGCCAACUGGGAGAGUAACAAUGCCGAUGGUAGAAUGUUCAUCAAGACCACAAAAGAAAGGUACUGCUCAUCACAGGAAGACUAGACCAAAGAAGAGUCAGCCAUGGGAUAUCAAGCGUGGAAAAACCAUUUACCCACCACUUCCUGCUUUACCUGCUGAUUGGACUCUUGUUUCUGCUGCUCCUAUCACCACUGACAUUACUGAUUCUGCUGUUAUUGGCGAGUCCGAUACUGUCGAAUGAAUGAGUGUCUUAAGGUUUUAACAUCAAGCAAGUUUGUUUAUCUUGUAUUAGUCUGUUUAUGUUUCAAUUCGUUGUUGAUUUUGCAUUUUAUGUUGUUUAUGUCAAAGUGAGAACACAUUUUGGGACAUGAAGUGAUGAAUGAAUUCUAGGCUGUUUUUUGUUUGGGUUAAAUUACUUUCUUUGAGAA